AGGACCGCGCAGCGCAGGCCGUUGCCCCCGCCCGUGCCGGCGGCGUUAGGACCGCGCGGCGCAGUCCCCCCCACCGCCGCUCGGGGGCGCGUGCGCGGCGGGCGGCGCGUGCGCGCUGGGCAGGGAGCGGCCGGCCCGCAGGGUAUACAGCAUGGCCCAAACAGAGAAGAAAGGUGGGCUGCUCCGGAAAUCUUCAGCCUCCAAGAAGCCGUGGAAGGAGAAAGUUGUGUUGAUGUAUGAUGAGAUCUUCACGACAGAGGACCCCAGCAAAUGCAACCCUAGGUUUUGGGAGGAGCUAUUUCUCAUGAAGGUCAACUUGGAAUAUCUGGAAGGCAAGCUGGAGGCUUUGGAUGGGGAAGAGUUAAUGAAGAUAAAAGAUAACAUCAACUGCUUGUUUCAGCACUGCAUCCAGGCACUGGGUGAAGAGCACCCAAUCAGAGUGGUCAAUGCAUUGCAGACUCUGUGUGCAUUGAUUCGGGGAGUCCAUCAGAAGAACAAAUCCACUUCUGGGUUUGACAUCAUCAACAUGCUUGUGGGUUUUGAUAAGGCAGAGCUAUGUAUGAAGAAUCUGAUGGAGAGCUUGGACUCGCUUCUCUGUGCAGAAGGUUCUGAAAGCCUCAAAAGUCUGUGUCUGAAGCUACUUCUCUGCUUGGUGACGGUGACAGAUAACAUUAGCCAGAACACCAUCCUGGAGUAUGUGAUGAUUAACAGCAUAUUUGAAGCUAUUUUACAGAUCCUGUCUAGCCCACUUAGUCGCAGGGAACAUGGCUAUGAUGCUGUUGUCCUCCUUGCCUUGCUGGUCAACUACAGAAAGUACGAGUCAGUGAAUCCGUACAUUGUGAAGCUCUCUAUCGUGGAUGAUGAAGCUACACUCAAUGGAAUGGGGCUUGUAAUUGCCCAGGCUUUAUCAGAAUAUAACAGGCAAUACAAGGAUAAGGAAGAGGAGCACCAGAGUGGUUUCUUCUCAGCCCUGACUAAUAUGGUGGGCAGCAUGUUCAUAGCGGAUGCUGAUGAGAAGAUCUCAGUCCAAACUAAUGAAGCAAUCCUCUUGGCCCUCUAUGAAGCUGUUCACUUAAACCGGAAUUUCAUCACAGUUCUUGCACAAAGCCAUCCUGAAAUGGGGCUGAUGACAACACCAACAAGCCCAAUUCCAACAACACCUGUCACUCCACUUGGAACCACCCCGCCUUCUUCAGAUGUUAUAAGCUCUGCAGAGCUGCCUUUGGAUGCUGAUGUGCAAACUAGCAACCUGCUGAUAACCUUCUUGAAGUACAGCUCGAUUGUGAUGCAGGACACAAAAGAUGAGCACCGGCUACACAGUGGCAAGCUGUGUCUGAUUAUCCUGACGUGCAUAGCAGAGGAUCAAUAUGCUAAUGCUUUUCUCCAUGAUGAUAACAUGAAUUUUCGAGUAAACCUACACAGGAUGCCAAUGCGACAUAGGAAGAAAGCAGCAGACAAGAACCUGCCCUGUCGCCCGCUGGUGUGUGCAGUUCUUGAUUUGAUGGUGGAAUUCAUUGUAACACACAUGAUGAAAGAAUUUCCUAUGGAUCUCUAUGUCCGCUGCAUUCAGAUUGUGCACAAGCUGCUGUGCUACCAGAAGAAAUGCAGAGUGAGGCUUCAUUACACCUGGAGGGAGCUCUGGUCAGCUUUGAUCAACUUGUUGAAGUUCCUCAUGUCUAACGAGACUGUGUUGCUGGCCAAGCACAACAUCUUCACCCUUGCUCUCAUGGUUGUGAACCUGUUCAACAUGUUCAUCACUUAUGGAGACACCUUUCUCCCCACUCCCAGUAGCUAUGAUGAGCUGUAUUACGAAAUCAUUCGGAUGCACCAGAAUUUUGACAACCUUUAUUCUAUGGUUCUAAGGCUUUCUACCAAUGCUGGUCAAUGGAAAGAGCCUGCAAGCAAGGUGACCCAUGCGUUAGUCAAUAUUAGAGCCAUCAUCAAUCACUUCAACCCGAAGAUAGAGUCUUACGCUGCGGUGAAUCACAUAUCCCAACUCUCUGAGGAUCAGGUUCUGGAAGUGGUACGAUCCAACUACGACACGCUGACACUGAAACUGCAGGAUGGACUGGACCAGUAUGAGCGCUACUCAGAGCAGCAUAAAGAGGCUGCCUUCUUCAAAGAGCUGGUUCGGUCCAUCAGCAUCAAUGUGAGGAAGAACCUUGCUUUCAACACGCUGAGCCAGGAACUGCUGCUGAAGGAAUUCUCUACAAUCUCUUGAAGCAAGGAUGCAGCCACUGUGCAGGGCUGACCAGAGACGAGCCUAUCUGGGCAGGGACACUACGGAUCUACAGCCAGUCGUCUCUUGCCUUUCACCUGCAGAAGGGACUGCAUUUCUUCUAGGGGAGAGCCAUGCUGCUGUGUGUUUGAUCCCAAAGGCAUGAGUUUCAACAGGACUGGGGCUGAGGAGAGAUGAUCAGCAUAUUGAGGAGGAGAAAGCAAUUUUGUAAGGUGCCAUGGGGGUGGGCAGCCGUUCCUGUGACGUAGCAAUGGGAGAUUCCCUCCGCAGCCUCAGGGAAGAUGCACUGGAAACCUUUGUAGCAGAGCUGGGAAGAGCUCACAACUGAAAUAAUAAAACCAGUCCAGCUGUGUGAGACAGUUCUGGGUUGAGAUCGCUCGUCUGCCCCAAGGGUGAGCGCUGUUCUUUUCCAUCAGCCUGGAUCAACCCGCCUUCCUGCCAUGAAGGUCAAAUCCACUGCUGUCCCACUGGGAAUGGCUUUGGUUUAUAAAACAGUUUCCCCCAGGAGCAGACCCUGCUCACUGCUGGCUCCUGAUGUCAGAAGGUGUCACUUGAGCGAAGCCAUUGGAGUACUAUAGAAGGAGAAAUUUUGCCUCCAAGGCUGUUGCCUUACAGGGUGCAGUCUGAAUCUGGAUGCAAGAAAAUGGGUCAUCAAACAGGGCACUUGGUAACAGGAGACCAGCUCUGCUGGGGGUCACUGUUGCUUCUGCCAGCCCAGCUCAUCUCUGCUGUUUCUAGGGUCCAGGGGCUUUACUCCACUCUCAUGGGGCAGAGGACAGGCUGACUCCCUCCCUCACUCUCCUUAUUGCCCAUCAGAGACUGCAUUGCGACAAUCCUACUCUUCCUCACAGGAACGUCUGCCUUGCACGUGUUUGCAAGUGCCUGGUGGUCUUCAUGAGCUAAGUAGUUCCCAGUUUUUCCCUUGUGUGUAGCACACAGUUAAAGUGCAGCUGGAGCAGUUAUUUGCUUUAUAGCUUGGCCUCUCAUCUUCACCAAGCGACUUGCAGCAACAGCCUGCUGAGAACUUCCUAACGAAAUGCUCUGGGGCACGGGCAGACCUUUGUGCUCCAGAGCCAGUGCUUCAGAGGUGCCCAGCUCUGGCAAAGCCUGUUCCAAGUGCUGUGUCAGGCUGCCAACUCAGGAAUACACAGCAUAAACACACCCACCCCCUGCUUGUGCAUUUUCAGGCUCCCGGCAGUGAUGUUAGAUUCUGUCCUGACUCGGUCGAAGCAGAGAAUUUAUUUACAUCCCAGAUCCACCUUUUUUUUCCACCCUAGAAAACAGUUUUUUGAAACAAAGUGCCUAGUCCUGCUCUCAGCCUCACAGGUUACAGAGUGCAAGUGGUGGGAAUGUCAUGCUCAUUUACUAGCAGUUUCAGGCAAGGCUUAUUCAUGCUAACUUGUGUUAGUUGCAUUAAUGUUUCAUCUUUACCUGCCAUGAGCAUGGGAAACGGAAAGCUGUGUCCUUGGCCACCCACUGAAGACCGUAUAUUUUCUUUGGAGGCGCCAGCUUCUCCCAGCAGAGGUUACUUUGCCUCAGCAUGGAAUUGUCUGGCUUUUAUCAUCUAAGCCAGAUGCUUAUUUGCUUUCCUGCCUUGCAAGUGUGUGGAAGUGUAUACAUGUCAGAGGGACGGUGCUUGGGAGAGCAAGCAGGCUCCAUAAAAUCACUUUGCUUGAGAACAGGCCGGGAUAGGUGAAAGGAGGCAGCUUCUCCAGUGGCAAAUGGGCACCAUUGUCUGUACGCGUGGGGGGCUCUUGCUAGAUGAUCUUGCCUCUGAGGGGGGGAAUCUUGUCUUAAAGGGGCUUGAGGUGCAGUCACGGCACUGCUGCUGCCAGAUCACAGUCUUCCAGCUGUCCACAUGCCUCCUUUUCUCUGAUCCCAUUUAGGCUUCGACUAGACAGACAGGGGAGGGAGACAGGAGUGCCUCUGCCUUGGCAGCCUCUGGGACUUUUCAAGUUUUCCCUCUGGGCUCAGCUACCGAAGGUCUGGUCUCCACAGGGCACUCUCUUGCUGGGGUGAACUGAGAAGCCCAGGCUGUGAUUGGGAGCAGGUCCUGAGAUUGGCCCUCAUCCACGGCUGAGCUGGGAGAGACCGUGACAAGUCCUCUUGUCACAUUGUCACCAAACCAAGCACUGUAAAUGGAUGUACAUACAAACCUAGCGCUCAAUAAAUAGCAGAGCCCUGCCUGUCCAGUGUGUCCUGUGU
Molecule: messenger RNA, 4444 nt
Organism: Cuculus canorus (common cuckoo)
Lineage: Eukaryota; Metazoa; Chordata; Aves; Cuculiformes; Cuculidae
Gene: ARMH3
Product: armadillo like helical domain containing 3
Exons: 26
Coding region: 152-2221 (689 amino acids)
Biological process (GO): regulation of Golgi organization
Cellular component (GO): cytosol
Source: RefSeq, a predicted model, not a curated record